UCCUUACUGACUUCCUGGAAUGUUGGUGGUUUGGUGCAGUUUGGAAGAUAAAGAGAACAAGAUGUACAAGGCAAUUCCUGUGAAAUGGCUCCUCUGGCUCUAUUUUAAUAUGGCUCCACUCAUGUCAUCUUUCACAGUAGUGUUUGAUAAACAUUAAAGAAUAAGCUUUUUUAUUAAUAUACAAGGAUUUCCCCCAAAGUCGUAAAUUCUCAACUGGUCAUUAAUCUGAGAAUCCAGAAUAUUGAGGAAUUUUUUUAAUCAAAUCAUUUAUUUCACUGGUUCUCAACCACCUGGGAUAUUAAAAGAAAAGUUACCAGUAACAGAGCUCCACCCCAGACCUGUUAAACCAGAAGCUCCGGGGUGGGGCACUGGAAAGAAGGAGAGCAAAAGUAAAGAACCAAAGUCCCUUCAAAAGAGAGAUUAAAGUAGACCUAGCUGAUUAGUCACUUUAUGAGUCAAAGAGGCACAUGUUGAAUUAGCAGGGACUGUUAUAAAAGCUUGGAUUUCAGGCUCACAGUUGUCUAAGUAAGAAGAGACAAUGGAUCUGGUUGUGUUCCUGGGGCUCUGUCUCUCCUGUUGGUUUCUCCUUUCACUCUGGAACCAGAGCUCCAGGAAAGGGAAGCUCCCACCUGGCCCCACUCCUCUCCCUAUUAUUGGAAAUAUCCUACAGUUAGAUGUUAAGGACAUCAGCAAAUCCUUAAGCAAUCUCUCAAAACUCUAUGGCCCUGUGUUCACUCUGUAUUUGGGCUUGAAGCCCACUGUGGUGCUGCAUGGAUAUGAAGCAGUGAAGGAAGCCCUGAUUGAUCUGGGAGAGGAGUUUUCUGGAAGAGGCAGUUUCCCAGUGGCUGAAAGAGUUAAUAAAGGACAUGGAAUCCUUUUCAGCAAUGGAAAGAGGUGGAAGGAGAUCCGUCGUUUCUCCCUCAUGACUCUGCGGAACUUUGGGAUGGGGAAGAGGAGCAUUGAGGACCGAGUUCAAGAGGAAGCCCGCUGCCUUGUGGAGGAGUUGAGAAAAACCAAUGCUUCACCCUGUGACCCCACUUUUAUCCUGGGCUGUGCUCCCUGCAAUGUGAUCUGCUCCAUUAUUUUCCAGAAUCGUUUUGAUUAUACAGAUCAGACUUUUCUUAACUUGCUGGAAAAAUUUAAUGAAAACCUCAGGAUUAUGAGCUCUCCAUGGAUACAGGUCUGCAAUAAUCUCCCUGCUCUCAUUGAUUAUCUCCCAGGGAGUCAUAACAAAAUGCUUAAAAAUUUUGAUUAUUUGAAAAGUUACGUUUUGGAGAAAACAAAAGAACACCAAGAAUCCCUGGACAUUGACAAUCCUCGGGACUUCAUUGAUUGUUUCCUGAUCAAAAUGGAACAGGAAAAGCACAAUCAACAGUCGGAGUUUACUUUUGAAAACUUGAUAGCUGCUGUAUCCGAUUUGUUUGGAGCUGGGACAGAGACAACGAGCACCACCCUAAGAUAUGCUCUCCUGCUCUUGCUGAAGCAUCCAGAGGUCACAGCUAAAGUUCAGGAAGAAAUUGACCGUGUGAUUGGUAGACACCGGAGCCCCAGCAUGCAGGACAGGAGCCACAUGCCCUACAUGGAUGCCGUGAUACACGAGAUUCAGAGAUACACUGACAUCGUCCCCACCAACCUGCCUCAUGCAGUGACCUGUGACGUUAAAUUUAGAAACUAUAUCAUCCCCAAGGGCACGACCAUAUUAACAUCACUGACUUCCGUGCUGUACGAUGCUAAAGAAUUCCACAACCCAGAGGUGUUUGAUCCUGGCCACUUCCUGGAUGAGAGUGGCAACUUUAAGAAGAGCGACUACUUCAUGGCUUUCUCAGCAGGAAAACGAAUGUGUCUGGGAGAAGGUCUAGCCCGCAUGGAGCUGUUUUUAUUUCUGACCACCAUUUUACAGAAAUUUACCCUAAAAUCUGUGGUUGACCCAAAGGAUAUCGACACCACCCCAGCUGCCAGUGGGUUUGGCCAUGUGCCACCCUCAUACCAGCUCUGCUUUAUUCCUGUGUGAGGAAGGGCCGAUCAUCCAGCUGCUGAUGUGCUGCCAUCUACAAUCCUCCUCCUCUGGGGCAUUAUUCACCCCCUUCCCAGGAAUGCCUUCUCUGACCUCUCAUUUCAUAUUUCCCCAUUCCCUCAAUAUCCAGUGAACAGCCAACCGCCAUUAAAGGAGAGUUUCACCACCUAAA
Equus caballus (horse) is the source of this 2186-nucleotide messenger RNA. It is a transcript of the gene CYP2C114, whose product is annotated as cytochrome P450 family 2 subfamily C member 114. The record is from RefSeq and is a predicted model, not a curated record. Gene Ontology annotation, molecular function: oxidoreductase activity, acting on paired donors, with incorporation or reduction of molecular oxygen, reduced flavin or flavoprotein as one donor, and incorporation of one atom of oxygen; iron ion binding; heme binding. Gene Ontology annotation, cellular component: intracellular membrane-bounded organelle; cytoplasm. Lineage: Eukaryota; Metazoa; Chordata; Mammalia; Perissodactyla; Equidae. Gene Ontology annotation, biological process: xenobiotic metabolic process.